UCCGGGUCACGGGGUUAAAGGCUGAAAUGUUUUGGUUUUGAAGUCAUCCUCACUUCCAGACAGUUUUUUUGGAAAGAGACUUUGUAUAUAAGCGACUUUACACUUGCAAGUAGCGGCACAGAUGGAUGAUUUGCACAGACACCGUUCACUUUAUAAAGGAACAACUCCGCCAUGGAAAGAAACAUACCGUAAGCGUUGUGUAGACAGACUAAAAAACAGCCGGUCGAGGCUACUGGAGAGAUAUCGUCAGAAUGCAGAGAGCCAGCAGGGCUGCGGCUCCGGGGCCUCCAUCAUCGUCCAGGAGGUGAUGGAGGAGGAGUGGACCGCCCUGCAAUCAGAGGACCGGAGACUGCCCUCGCUGUGGGGGCCAGAGGGCAUGGCAGAGAUGUUUGGUGUCAUGAAGGAGUAUGAUGAACUGGCAGUACUGGAAGAAAUCCAACAGGAGCUAAUGUCUCAAGAAAUGUCUAUUAUUGAAGAAUACGAGAGGAACUUGCAGUUUGAGCAGCAGUACAUAACAUCUGUUGUGGAGGGGAUGGAGGAGAUGCAGGAAAUGCAUAUUAUUUGCCCCAUAUGUCACAUGAACAACUUGACCGUCAACAGCCAUUUCAUCUCCUGCCGCUGUGGAAUGUACAUUAACACUAAGAAUCAGAACAUCACCCCAGAUAUCCUGCGGCAUCUUCUGGAGUCCCGGGUGUCGGAGCACAUGGAGGACUGUCUCCACAACCCUGUUUUCUCUGUAGCUCCCAACACAGACAGUUCUUCCAACCUGAUGAUUAGCUGCAAGGUUUGUGACUACCUGUCCAUUGUCCUGUGAAAGCAGACACUGUUUAUGAGUGACUUGUAAAAUUAGCUUUUUAAUCCUCUCUCUGUAUGUUUUGUGAAAUAAAGACUAUUUAUUUAAUAUUUAA
Messenger RNA from Cottoperca gobio, 908 nucleotides. RefSeq names its product RPA interacting protein (gene rpain). The transcript has 7 exons. The coding region runs from base 122 to 814 and encodes 230 amino acids. Lineage: Eukaryota; Metazoa; Chordata; Actinopteri; Perciformes; Bovichtidae. Gene Ontology annotation, biological process: protein import into nucleus. The record is from RefSeq and is a predicted model, not a curated record. Gene Ontology annotation, cellular component: nucleus; PML body.